AUGAAUUUCACAGUCUUUCUUUACCGUCUCGACUUGAUGGUUGAUUUGCGUGACGCUUGGGUGAUUGCAAUGAAAGUGGACCGUUUCCCUUAUUCCGGUGGUUGGAUAUCGAUUCCAAUGCUGCAUUGACGAAGUUUGCUUCAUAUUUUAAAAUAACGGCGGUGAUUUUAAGAAUUGAUUGUCUGAAUCGGUCAAGAAAUCUACAUUUCAUUGGCUAAAGUGUUAAUGUUACGUUCAUUACGCACAUAGGAAGGAUAUCUUCUUUCAAUAAGAUAUGUCUUCAAAGGAAAAUAUUUUGUAUGGGUCGCAACAAUCGCAUUCUCUUGGCUUCCCACAAAUGGACUGUAAUCCAAGGCGCCAACCAAUGGAGUGACGUAACCGCAUGAAACUUGGGGAUUGAAUGGAACAAACUUAUCUGUGAUUUUGAACGGCGAUCCUCACUUUCCCCAUAGCCGAGAGACAGAAGGGCGUUGAAAUCAUACUCGGACCUAUCCGGCACUCAUCCCAUAAUAUCUCACCCAUAUUUUGGGUCCACCAACAACUUGGAUGUCCUUUAGAGAAGAUGUGAACUUUGAGACCCAGAACGAUUCUACGAAUACUCUUUCUAUUAAUUUUGUGUACUUGGAAACCUUACACCAUACCAGUUUUUAAUCCACGACGUCAAGGAUUUAACGACUAAGUAUUAGGUGUCAAGUUUGGCAGCUAUGUAAACUAAAGCGACGCUGUUGAAUUCGUAGUUAGAUAUUAUAUUGGCAUGGAGUCGGAGGAGGGAUUUCGACCAAUCUUUGCCUGUAUCUUACAAUUGAUCAUUGUCUUCCUUCCAUCCGCUGAAAGCUUUUCCUGUAUAGCUGAGAUUCCAGACAAAUGGUGCAGUGGUUCUCCUAACUGGGUCCUUAGUUUAGCCAGUUGUCCUGACAAACCUGUGAUACCAGAUGCCCAGCCAGUUACUAUAGAAAUACGUGUCAUUUAUAAAUGUAAAAACGGCAAACUUUUUGACGGCUCACAACUCUAUGCACAAAAGACCUGCGGUGGGCCGGGCGGAGGGAAUGCAUCAGAAUGGUUGGGUCACGUUGAUCCAUGUAAAGAUGUAAACUGUCGUGCACCACCAACAAUUGACAAUGCAACUUACAGCCUCACCAACUCCUCUUUAAACGGCCAGGCUACAUAUCAAUGCGAUCCGGGAUUCGAACUCUUUAAAGGGGAUACCACGCUCAAGUGUCAGGAUGAUGGGAAGUGGGCUGGUGCUCAGCCAGUGUGUAGAAGAAUACUCUGUCCUGCAUCACCAGUACCAACAAAUGGUAAAGUAUGUGUCAGCAGUAAUCUACCAGGAGGUGUCGCAACCUAUGGGUGUAAUACCGGAUACAGGAUGAAGCCAAGUCCAUCGACAAGCCAGUGUACUCCUACCGGAAGGUGGACGGGAACCAUGCCAGUUUGCGAAAGAGUGUCGUGUAAUGUAGCUACAGCAGUCCCCUACACCAAAAAGGAAUCCCCCAAAGAUGCCACACUUGGUGACGUCACGAAGUACCAAUGCAUCAGCGGAUAUCGCCGGUUGAAAGGGGACCACGAGAAGGUGUGUCAAGAAAAUAGCACGUGGUCGGGAGAAAAUUUGAUUUGUAAGAGAGUACCAUGUCCCACGCCCCUCGUCUUGCCAAAGUCUACAAUGAUUCCGAACAAGACAAGUUACGUGUUUGAGGAUUUCAUCCGGUAUUCAUGCCACCCUGGCUUUGAGAAGAUCCAUGGCGACUCCAACAGGAACUGUCAGGCUGACGGAAAGUGGUCGGGGAUACCGCCAUUUUGUCAAGUUACUGGCUGUCUAGAACCGGCCGAAUUUCCCGGAGUGGUGCGACUAACUAAUACUUCUACUUGGAGUACAGAUAGCUCAGUUAGUUUUGCAUGCGACACGGGGUUUACAAAUAUUAGCGGAGAUGCUGAUAGAACGUGCCUUAAAAACGGAAGCUGGUCUGGUUCGCCUUUAGUUUGCAAGGAGAUUGUGUGUCCAUGUUUGGAACCACCGCGUGCUGCUCUGAUGAACGUAACCAACUAUUUACUUGGCGGCGUUGCAAGUUUUGAGUGUCUUCCCGGAUACGUGUUAAGUGGUGGUGUCCAUUCUAUAUGUACCGGCGACGGUUCGUGGAAAGGGACCAAUCCUACGUGCACGAAAAUGACUUGUCCUGUACCUCCGGACGUUCCAUACACAACCAAGAAGGUCCAUGGCGUGAACGUUGACCAGACUGUGUCCUACAGCUGCCGCACAGGGUAUAAACUCGUCAGGGGAGACCUUGUAUGGUCAUGCCUUAUCACCGGGCUUUGGAAGGGUGAUGUGCCGAUCUGUGAUGUGAUAGAAUGUCCUUCUCCCGAAGACAUUCCAAACACCAAAUUGCUCACUACUUUAAAUAAUUUCGUAGUAAACACAAGUAUACGAUAUGAAUGUGAUAGCGGGUAUCAGAUUGCUAGCGGCAACCAGACCAGAUUGUGUGAGAACAAUGGUGCCUGGUCAGGGGUGGCCUUACAUUGUAAAGAGAUAGAAUGCCCCGAAAUUCCUCCAUUGCUCAACGGUACCUCUGUGACCAGCGGGCAGAGAUAUGGAGACGUUGUCGCUUUCUCGUGUCGGACUGGCUACUACCUUUCCGAGGGCAGCCUUAAGAGGUUUUGCGUGGCAAAUAAGACAUGGACGGGGCAACAGCCGGUCUGUGCAGCUGUAACCUGUCCGCCGCCUCCAAAUAUUGUGAACGCGGAGCUGGCAGUGUCUCCCCAAACCAGCUACCGGUCAUAUGAGAGUGUCCGGUAUGCAUGUUUAAGUGGAUACGAGCACACGAGAGGUGGUUUAGGUAUCUCUUGUCUUCCAAGCGGUUCGUGGUCGGAUAAUAUACCGGUGUGUACAGAAAUAAAAUGUCCUGAACCCACAGCAAUGCCGAAUGGCCUUGCCAUCGGGCAUGGCGUUGGUCUAGGAGAUGUUACCACGUACCAAUGCAAUACAGGGUAUAAGAUAUCAACGGGAGAGUUGUAUUCGUUCUGCCUGGCGAAUAAAACAUGGUCAUCCCAGCCACCUUCCUGCAAGAAGGUUACUUGUCCGUCGCCCCCAAUGAUACAAAACGGGAACAGGGCAUCAAAAACAGCCUCCUUUGUUGUAAAUGACACAGUUUCUUUCCUUUGCCUCGAUGGUUACGAAGUGACGAGUGGCGACAACACAUGGCGAUGUAAAAAGUCAGGUACAUGGUCAGGAGCACUGCCUGUAUGUGAAGCGAUUUCGUGUCAGACACCAGUUGCGCUUGAGAAUAGCAUAAUCACUCUGAAGAACAAUAAAUACGGUGAUCAAGUUUUUUACAAGUGCAUGCCAGGAUACACGGCGGCGGGAGGAAAUGAAGUCCGAAGCUGCCAAGCGAAUGGCAGCUGGUCAGGCACCCCUUUAAAAUGCUCAGUAAUUUCAUGUCAAGACCCAGAGACAAUUCCGAACGCCAUCUUGAACAGUUCGACUGCUCCAUUUGUGUGGAAUUCCACCAUUUCUUACAUCUGUGAUAUUGGAUUUGAAUUACCCGGUGGCGAUCUCAUUCGAAAUUGCUCGAUAGAAGGUACUUGGACAGGGACACUGCCCAUCUGCAGAGAGGUAUCAUGUGGUAACCCAACUUCCAUUCAGCGCGGUUUUGUGAUGUACAAUGGUGUGGCAUAUGGUGACAUUGCCAUCUAUAAGUGUGAUGAUGGUUAUAAGUUGACUGGUGGCAGUGAAAAGCGGAAUUGCCUGGCAAACGGUACCUGGUCCGGCGGAGCUCCGUCUUGUUACCCCUUUUCGUGCAAUGCACCCCUUGCCCCCGGCCACGUGAAGGUGGUUUCAUUCCCGAAGAGCUACGUCUUCAAUUCGACGGUAGAGUAUGAUUGUCAACAUGGAUAUGAACACAAGGGGGGCAACUUGACAAGGGUCUGUGAGAGUAAUAGCAAGUGGUCUGGAGAUCCACCCGAUUGCCAAGAAAUAAGCUGCGGCUCUCUCACGACGAAUCCGCACAUGACGAUUACACAAAACGGCUUCUACUACAGAGCCGUUGCGAUCUACGCAUGCGUAGACGGAUACUCACGUGACAGUGGUGACGUCAACCGGGAGUGCUUGGCGAAUGGAACUUGGUCGGGUGUGGCGCUGGCCUGCAAACAAAUAACCUGCUCGCAACCAGAGACGACGCCGAAUGCAAACUUUGCCACACCGGUUAAGGCGGACUACAUCUAUGCGGAGAAGGUUUCGUAUGUCUGUGAUCCUGGGUAUGAGGUAGCUGGUGGGGAUGUGCAGAGGACAUGUCUGUCCGAGGGACGCUGGUCAGGAAUACCUUUAAUGUGCAAAGCAAAAUCCUGCGGUGACCCAAAUGUGCUUACCAAUACAACAGUUAUGGGGACAUCCAUUCUGUUCGAAAGCAAGAUGAGGUACAGUUGCGUCUCAACUUAUAAGCAGACCGGCGGGGAUGCCAGUAGAACCUGUCAGGCUGAUGGGGUAUGGUCUGGAUCGCCAUUAGUCUGCCAAAGGACGGUCUGUCCGAAACCAAUGAAAGAUUCCCUUGGCCUUUUAGAAUACGCGUUCUCAGGAUUACACCCUGGCGACACUGUGAUAUAUUUUUGCAAAACUGGACUAGAAGGAGAGCGGAGAAACAUGACUAUUGCACACUGCAUGAUAGAUGGGACGUGGUCGCGAGAGCCACCAAGGUGUACCAAAAUAAAGUGCCGAGUUCUCGAACCCGUGACCAAUGCCAGUCAGGUGUUGGUUGGUGGGGACGUCCCUGGAGCCAAUGUGUCGUAUACCUGCGAUAUCGGGUACGCUCUUGAGGGAAGUUCGAUCAGGUUGUGCCUUGCUGACGGAACUUGGAGCGGAUAUCCUCCAAGUUGCAGGCGAAUCGACUGCGGGUUCCCCGAGUGUGCUCGUUUCUCCACGCUGGGGGGCGGUGGUAUUCAAUACGGGGACAUCGUGACUUAUAAGUGUUUUGAUCAAUAUAAACCGACUCAGGGCAAUACCAUCAGAACGUGCCAAAGCAACAAGACAUGGAGUGGAUCGCCUCCGCAGUGCCAGCGCGAGCCUGUUAAAGAAGUGGAUCCCACUGACGAUCCAGUUGUGCCAACAACGCCUGAAAAGAAAGUUGGUAAGAAGCUUGUCUAUCCCAGCAUUGAUGCCGAGCGGGCACCAGAGAUUGGAGCGGCGAUCCUCGGCGUGACACUGGCCUUUGUUGGACUCAUAUUCUUCCUCGAUAUUUCCACCUACUAUCACAACCUGAGAACAAUGAGGAGGAACGUAUCGCAUUUUCUCAAGUCACGACAUAAUGUCAAGGCCCAGAAGCAGCAGGAGAAGGAUUUGGAAGAAUGGGGUGAAGGGACGAGGCGGUUAAAUGGUGUGGCCAAGCUAGCUACAAACAAUACAGUGGGAGAUGAAACUCCUAGUACAUCGAGUGAAGACACCAUGGUCCAGCUCCGAUCUUGUAAGUACGCCACGAGGAUGAACACAACACGGCCUGUCGGGACAGAGAAUCUGAGCGUUUUAUGACAAAACGGAACCGAGGAAAGCGGUGAUUCUUCGGGGAAGAAGGAAGCGGAUUCUGAGACAUCGAAUGCACAGCUAUCACAACUUAUCAAGGAGCAUGCACAGAAUGGCACAUCAGAAAGUAGUGAGCACGUUUUAGAGCCGUCAGAUCGUGCACCUGCAUAUACAAUGGCAGCACAUGAAAAAUCUGAAAAUAAUGCAAACGCGCAAAACAAACCUCAGUCUGUUAUAAAUGACAAAUUCCCAUUGAGAAGCUACCAGAAUGGACCGAUAGACAUAGGACCUGCCAGUGCCUAUCGUGUCGGGGUUGAUGACGUGCCUGGAAUGAAUAACCUUGACAUUGAGAAUUCGUUGAAGAGUAGAAAGCGGGGUCCACUUGCUCGUUGGCCUCAGAAUAUUGUUGAGGAUGAAGUGAACAUCGUGAAUGGACCCAACAGAAAGGAUAAUGUGCAACCAAGCGGUUCUUUCAGUGAUGGUGUUCUAGCACGCGUCGAAGCUGCGGUUCACAGCACUGACGCCGAAUCAAACUCUCCGAAUGCUGUACAAUCGGAGGUACAAGUACAUAGGUCUGUAUUUCACAAUAUCCCCAUCCCCCCGCCCGUCCCGAAGUUACUAUCGCAUAUUGCUUCAGUUCCGAAGUCAAGAAUGCAUGAUCAUCCCGUCCUGAAGUCCAUAUCUCAAAAUCAAGUCCAAACAUUCAAAGACCCACAUUCUGCUGCCUCUGUCAGACCGAGAGCUUCUCGGGGUCCGUCGAGAUCACCUGUGGACGCUAGCUUGUCGAGUAACCCGAAUGACAACUCUAUAAUUAGAGCCACCGCAGAUAAACAUUCACCCAAAUCCUUGUUACUAUCUCAACAUAACCCUCGACCAAAGACGUCUGCAGACAUCACUUCAAAUAUUCAGAACUCGUCUGCAGCCACAGCUUUACGAGGACGCGAGGUACCACCUAAAGAACAGAAUUCUCCAAUAUGCGAUGAAACUCCAAACAGGCUGCGCUAUUUGGACAUGACUGAAUUGGCCAACAGGGCCCAAACCCGCGUAUUUUCUAAGAUUCAUUCGGAUGUUUGAUAUUUUGGACUCUAAAUACUACUCAGAGAGUGUGCAUUGUAGAUUAUGUAUGAACGUACGUACAUAAUCUAUGCACGAAUAGUCGAAGACGAAAAGAAAAUGGCGUCCACCGUACAACUCAGCAUUGAUAGUCAGGGACGUCGACCAACCAGUGUCGCCAUUCCUGUACAGUAAGUAACCAAGUGUGAAUGUAAUUUACUGUAUAAAUGUGUACAAAGAAUUGUGUGUUCAAAGAAUUGUGUACUUUUUAUUUAUCACGGUAUGUUAACUGCACAUUUAUGUGUUCACAAAAUUUUCAUUAAAAGAGUGCAAGUAACAAAUACAACUUGAUUUUUUACUCCAUCCAAAAACAACAUCAUAUUGCCUGGAUAGUUGUAACACGCUUGUUAAUGGACAUGAUUGGGUUGUCGCUCAGCCCAGUGGCUCCUCGAUCGAGACUCGAACAUUUCAUUCACAAAACGUUUUAUUAAUGUUGAAAUGAACAGCGUUUGACUAGUUAUGAUUUGUAAACAUCACAGACAUGUGACUUUCAUUCCAUAGUUUCCCCUUUCCGACUAAAACCUACGUAUUUGCCCUUGACACUAGAUUUUCAACCUCCAUGUGCCUUUUUAGUAACACAUUAUGUCGGUGGGGUGGGGUGGAGGUUUGGGGUUCCUCCGAUCAUGUUAAGGCAUUGAAACAUGGUGUGCAUUACAUAUAGUUCGCCAGUGCGACCAUUAACUUCCGAACACCAGUGAAACUCAAACGAGAGUGUUGCAUUAACAUAUUGUCCAAGAUAAGAACAUCCGACUUCUGUAUCUGGCCACCAACUGUGCAUCGCCAGGACACUUCACGGAUAUGUUGCAGAACGUCAAGUUCUAUGCUGGUGCCGUCGUCCGCAUAGGCAGUGGUGAAGGGAUACUUGCUUUCGGGUUUUCCCCGAUGUUGGUCUCCAAGCACUGGGUGGUAAUCGAAGUAGGUCCAAUUAGAGGA
Molecule: messenger RNA, 7546 nt
Organism: Lineus longissimus
Lineage: Eukaryota; Metazoa; Nemertea; Pilidiophora; Heteronemertea; Lineidae
Product: sushi, von Willebrand factor type A, EGF and pentraxin domain-containing protein 1-like
Exons: 28
Coding region: 755-5509 (1584 amino acids)
Source: RefSeq, a predicted model, not a curated record